Molecule: messenger RNA, 1827 nt
Organism: Hemiscyllium ocellatum (epaulette shark)
Lineage: Eukaryota; Metazoa; Chordata; Chondrichthyes; Orectolobiformes; Hemiscylliidae
Product: parathyroid hormone 2 receptor-like
Exons: 12
Coding region: 1-1827 (608 amino acids)
Biological process (GO): cell surface receptor signaling pathway; adenylate cyclase-modulating G protein-coupled receptor signaling pathway
Cellular component (GO): plasma membrane
Molecular function (GO): peptide hormone binding; G protein-coupled peptide receptor activity; parathyroid hormone receptor activity
Source: RefSeq, a predicted model, not a curated record
AUGGAGUCCCGGAACGGAGAGGGACGGCCGGACAGACCGGAGUCCUGGAACGGAGAGGGACGGCCAGACAGACCGGAGUCCCGGAACGGAGAGGGAUGGCCGGACAGACCGGAGUCCCGGAACGGAGAGGGACGACCCGACAGACCGGAGUCCCGGAAUAGAGAGGGACAACCCGACAGACCGGAGUCCUGGAACAGAGAGGGAUGGCCUGACAGACCGGUGUCCCGGAAUGGAAAGGGACGACUGACAGAAUGGAGCCCGGAACGGAGCAGAACAGCUAUACAAAAAGUGACAGAGCGGAUUAGUGAGGACAAUACAGUUGAUGUCAUGUACAUGGACUAUCAAAACAUAUUUGACAAGAUGCCAGUCAACAGACUUGUGAAUGGAUUGUGUGUUCCGGAAUGGGAUGGCUUAACAUGCUGGCCAAGCGGAUUCCCAGGAGAGCUCACUGCUGUUCGGUGCCCGAAUUAUAUUUACGAUUUUAAUCAUAAAGGGUUCGCCUAUCGCCAGUGCGAUGAUAAUGGAAUGUGGAAGUUUGUUGAAGAUCUGAACCGAACGUGGACAAACUACACAGAAUGCCUCACUUUUCUGCAGCCGGACAAUAACGAUAGACAAGAGUUCUUUGAACGGGUAUAUGUAAUGUAUACCAUUGGAUAUUCCGUGUCUCUCUGCUCAUUGAUCAUUGCGAUUGUAAUUAUAGGAUAUUUCAAAAGACUCCAUUGCACUAGGAAUUAUAUCCACAUGCACUUGUUUGUCUCCUUCAUACUGAGGGCACUCAGUAUUUUCAUCAAGGACAAUGUUGUGCAUUCUGAUUUCAAAAUGCAGGAAUAUGAUUCUCUUUCAGUGGAUGAUCUGACAACCGUCACAGUUGCCCCUACAAUAGAGAAGUUCCGUUAUGUAGGAUGCAAGAUUGCUGUCAUAGUGUUUCUGUAUUUCUUGGCUACAAACUACUACUGGAUUCUAGUGGAAGGCCUUUAUUUGCACUGUCUCAUACUGAUGGCCUUCCUGUCUGACAGAAAAUAUCUGUGGACUUUUACUUUCAUCGGAUGGGGAGUUCCAGCAGUCUUUGUUGUAGCUUGGGCCAUUGUGAGAGCAGUAUGGGCUGAUGAAAGCUGCUGGGAUCUAAACGUGGGCAACUUCAAUUGGAUUUAUCAAACACCAAUUUUAAUAGCUAUUGUGGUAAAUUUUAUCUUGUUUGUAAAUAUUGUUCGGGUUCUGGCUACCAAACUGCGUGAAACCAAUGCUGGGCGAUAUGAUGCAAGAAAACAGUACAGGAAACUAGCCAAGUCCACCUUAGUGCUUGUGCUCGUGUUUGGAGUGCACUACAUUGUAUUUGUUGGUGUACCACACACGUUCACUGGAUUAGCAUGGGAAAUACGGAUGCAUUUUGAACUAUUCUUCAACUCAUUUCAGGGAUUCUUUGUUGCGAUUAUCUACUGUUUCUGCAAUGGAGAGGUUCAAACUGAAAUCAAAAAGACAUGGACAAGGUGGCACCUUUCACUAGACUGGAAUGGGAAGGCGAGCUGUGGGACUUACCGAUAUGCCUCAGCAUUAACCAACUUGACCAACAGUACCGCCAGUCAGGCACAGGUCAAUGCACGCACAUCGUUAUUAACUCGAAAAUUUCUUAAGAAUGAGGUUAAACAGGAAAACAGCCAUCUGACUCUACCUGGGUAUGUAAGAAGCAACUCUGAUCCUGAGAGCUUACAGCCAUCUAUUCCUGAAGAACUCAAUGAAAAUGAGGAAAACCUUGAUGAUGUAAUUUAUCUUAAAGAAUCAUCAAAGGCUGUGCUCGAGGCAAACAUUGAACAUGAAGAAGCAGUUUAA